GAGUUAGUCUGGUGCACACACGGACUUCCGGUUCCGAAGCGGCAAUUCAAGAUCUGUGAAGAUGGAAGUUGUGCCUUAUGCGGGAGCCGUGCUGUGCCUGUACCUCAGUGCAUGUGCUGGGUCCCAGAGGCCAGAUGUUGGAUGCACUUUUUUAAAUGAAGGGCAGGUCAUUAAUGAAACCGAGAAUCACUGCUUCUGCUAUAAACCACAAUGGAGUCUAGAUGUGAUGUGGUCAGCUCUGCAGAUUCAUGUCCAGAGUACAGAAAGAGUUCUUGUUUUACCUCGGCAUAACUGCACUCAUCCAGAGGAUACGCACGCUUACGUUAUUUGCUGGCUGCGCGGUGUCUGGGAACCACAAGGCUCCGAGGACGUACUCCUUGAUGUCAAUCAACUAGACAAAGACUUCUGCUUUCAUUUAAAUGUCAGCAGUACAACAACAGGUUAUCGUGUAACACUCCGGAAGAGCCGGUUUACUCUUCCAAUCUUCAUUGUCUUAAUUAGCAUUUUGCUGUUCUGCUUAGCCGGUAAACUGAGUAGGUCCUCUGUAUGUUUCUAUGCUGCUGGGAUAAUGCUUGGAAUGAUAACUUCUGUGCUGUUUGUUUUAAUAGUACUGAAGCGGUUUAUCUCAAAGCCCAGCACAAUUUGGCUUUUAAUAAACAUGUGCUGCUUUUUAACUGCAUAUGUUGUGCAGUUUCUGAAUGAGAAUCUAGCUUGGGUAUGGACUGAGAAGAAGCCUUACAUAAUAGGUCAUUGUGUCAUAUUUGGGUUACUCGGCUUCGCAGCUUGCUACAGUUAUGGCCCAUUGUGCAGUGAAAUAAGUUUUAAGAUUCUCACUUGGACGCUCCAAAUCAUCGCCUGCAUCUUGAUUUACUUUUGCCACCCUGUUAAUGAAAUUGCCGUUGCAGUCAUUGGCGUUCUUCUGUCAAGUAAGGGGCUGUCCUGUCUCUACAGGGCAAUAACUUACAUUUACAGGAAAUUGAGACAGAAAAAGCCAAGCAUUCGAUUUCUUACAGAAGAAGAAUACAAUGAGCAGUGUGAAGUUGAGACACUUAAAGCUUUAAAAGAGCUUCGUGACUUCUGCAGUAGUCCUGACUUUAACUCAUGGCUUACAGUAUGCAGACUUUCUUCACCUAAGAGGUUUGCAGAAUUUGUCUUGGGAUCCAGCCAUAUAUCUUCUGAAGAGUUCACUGCACAUGAGCAUCACUAUGGGCUUGGGAGCCUAUUUCUAGAAGAACUUAUUGUCCACCGCAAGGAAGUAGAAGAUAACCUACAAAGGACUGCAGGUCAUAAUGUAAAUGUCAAUGCAGAGGACUUUGAAAUUGAAAGAAUCCUUGUCCCGGGUGCAGGACAACCUAGCUGCACCUAACUACUAGGAACAGUGAGCAAUGAUAAUGUCUGUAAAGCUCUGCAGG
Molecule: messenger RNA, 1412 nt
Organism: Bufo bufo (common toad)
Lineage: Eukaryota; Metazoa; Chordata; Amphibia; Anura; Bufonidae
Gene: NEMP2
Product: nuclear envelope integral membrane protein 2
Exons: 10
Coding region: 62-1366 (434 amino acids)
Cellular component (GO): nuclear envelope
Source: RefSeq, a predicted model, not a curated record